Messenger RNA from Anopheles bellator, 3709 nucleotides. RefSeq lists its product as uncharacterized. The transcript has 3 exons. Gene Ontology annotation, biological process: regulation of transcription by RNA polymerase II. The record is from RefSeq and is a predicted model, not a curated record. Bases 409 to 3174 code for a protein of 921 amino acids. Gene Ontology annotation, cellular component: nucleus. NCBI's taxonomy places the organism in Eukaryota, Metazoa, Arthropoda, Insecta, Diptera, Culicidae. Gene Ontology annotation, molecular function: RNA polymerase II cis-regulatory region sequence-specific DNA binding; DNA-binding transcription factor activity, RNA polymerase II-specific.
CGUGAUUGCAAAACUACACCAAAUCGGUACCCUUAUUUGCCAUCUGGUUCGGGACAUCGAUCGAUCCUCUGCGGUCAAUGUUGAUGGAAAUAGUUCCAUCACGGGUUGAAAAAAGAGCAGAAAAAAACCUUCACCCGCAAGGACGUUGCUAAAUCAGGAAACUACAUUCGUGGCUGUGUGGGUGAGCCGUGGUGAAAACACAACCCAAGGGUUGGCCACCACAGUUCGAGGCCACGGUUUGUUCGUAGAAUAAAUCAAUCAACUACGCGUGUCCCCUGACCAGUACACUGGACAACCGGACGGAACGAGUGUGCCCUUGGAGUGCGGAAGGUGCCGGCGAUGCAGAGCCUGCUGCGGGACUGAAAUCGUCGCAUUUCCAAUACUGAGGCUGAACCGCAACGUUGGACAAUGACGCGAAUACGGACGGAUUCGAUCGGAUUGCGGUCGGGCGGCGUCAGUGAACCCACCGCCAGCACCGGUUCAUCGUACGAAGGGCUGGUGACACCGUCGCCAGAAGCGACCGAAACGGCGGUGGUGAUGGAAAGUUCCAUCAUGGACACGGGACUGCCGAAUGAUGCGGGCGAGAUGGUGGUGGCCGUAGAGGACGUGGUUUCUUCGAUCCACCAAUCGGCGGUCGCCCUAAUGAACGGAGUGGCAAACGCGGGCAUCAAUAACAACAACAACAACAACACAGAGGGUGAUAAGCGCACCGAUAAGAGUGCAAAGCGUGACCAGCGCUCCCAGAUUAUUGAUGAUUUUGCCAGCAACGAUGACGACGGCCACGGGGCCGACGAAGAGCAGCGGCGAGCAGUAACUGCGAUUCACGCUCAUGAUAGUGCCGUUGAAAUGCGGUGCUACGCAGCCGCGGCUAGUGGUGGCGGCAAUGUCGAUAACGAGCAACACAGCAUCGGUAUGCUGGUCGACGGGGUAACGGUCGGGGCGACCGAAAUUGCGAUCGAAAGUAUCUCCGAGACGGUGGUCGACGAAGCGCAGCACACGGAAACGAUCAUUGGGGAGGAAGAAGUGCCAGAUGUUCCGUUCCAGGACUCCACGAAGCAACAACAGGAAUGUAUUGGACAGGAUGAUGAUGGAGAUGAUGAUGAAGACGAUGACGAGGACACUGACGGUGAGGAUAAAUCGCUACAAAUGAUGCAAACGGACGAAGAUCCGUUACUGCAGGAAACGUUUAACGCGCUCAUCAACGGAACAGGCGGGAUCGAGGUGGUCGAUACGAGCGAGCGGAUUUCGCCAUCAGCAGAACAGAGCAUCUCGGGCGGUGCUGGUGAGGAUCCUAUCGCUGCUGCCGGUGACGGUGGCCCUGGCGAGGAGCUGGCGGAGUCGGAUCGGAACUAUGAGUGCACCUACUGUGGGAAGCUCUUCACGCGCUCCAAUACCCUGGCGUAUCACUUGAAGGUUCACACCGGGGAACGACCCUUCAAGUGCAAGCAUUGCGCGAAAGCGUUCCGCGAGCACUACCGAUUGGUGAAGCACCUCAAGACGCACGCCAAGCACGGCGGUUGCCGAGAACGUGACCGCUACCGGUUGGAGCGUCGUGAAGAGCGAGUCCGAACGGCACUGCAAGCGUCGAAUCGGUUGGUCUCGUCGGUGUCCGUGAAGACAACGGCGGGUGCCGCUGCCGGUUCGCCCGAGGAGGACUAUACCACGGGCGACAGUGAGCGGUUCUUCAAGACGUACGAGCUGCCCGACGGACCGGAGGCAAUGAAGCUGGAGCCCGACAUUUCGCUUACGGUCGAGGGAGUGUCCGAAGGAGCGGUAGCGUCGAUGGCAGAUGUGCCAAUGCUGGAGGAAACGGUGGAACGAUGUGAGGAGGAGGAGAUCAGUGCCGCUGACGAAGCCACAACGCCACUGCUGGCGGGCGAGGGAACGACCGACGUUCGGUAUCAGAUCAUCGAAGAGCGCAUCAAGUCGUUGCAGCGCGAGGUGCAUCUGGUCAACCAGAACCUCAACCGUGUCGAGUCCAAGGUCGACGGGUUGACGCGUAUGAUCUCGCUCUUUAUUGGCAAGUUUGAAGAAGAUCCAGCAGCACUCGGUGAUGCCUCGUCAGGGGCUGCGAUAGUUGGGGGCCAGACUGUGACCGUCGAAUCGCCACUUGCGCCGUCUUCAGCAGCAACCAUUCCACAUUCCCCGGCACCACCAUCCCCUGCACCAGCAGUUACAGUGCAGGCGAAGACCACGGUACUUUUGGCCAGCACCAACCACCAAAACGUCCAUCAUCAUCAUCAGCAGCACCAUCUGGCAGUUAGCAGCGCACAGCACCCGAUGGUUUACGGUGCGGGAACUGUGCUCUCAACGAUAAGCCCACUUCCGACCGCAGUGACACAACCGUCACAACCUCAGACACUGGUUCCGGAACGUGAAAGUCGCAGCAGCAACGUUCACAGCAACAACCCGGCCCAGUUCUAUCACUUUGGCACUGCUGAGCAGUUCCACCCGAAAGGACAGCUGGCAACUGUUACGGUGAAGGCAGAUCGCUCACUAACGCCCGCUCCCGCCCAGCAGACACAGCUCGCUCUCGGAGGUGGUGGCAAUCAGCUGCUCGAUACAUUCCCGGACGUGCCGGAACUACCGAUUCGGACCGUUGGCGAUUUUCUCGAUCUCAACGAUCACUGCACCGACAACGAGCAAUUCCUUCUCCAGAUGAUGAUUCGCUUGCACUCGGAAAUACACAACUCGCAGCCAUUCCAGCGCAACAUCAAACGGAUGAUGGAAGCCCUCGUCACGUACGAGGUCCUGUGUCAGUUCAGCUGGAGCGGUAAAUCGGCCAUCAACGGACAGUACACCAAGUACGUGUUUGGCAACAGUCUCGGCAUUAUCGAUCUGCUGACGAAAACGCUCAACCUCGGCAAGAGCGCCAAGGAAGCGGAAGCGAACCAGAAGCCCAUCUUUGCGGCCAUUCAGAGCUUUAUCAAACACUCGCGCCAGAACAUGAUCCGCGAUAGUCGCAAGCGGCGUGAUCCGGUACGGAGCAGUUUGGUCGGUGCCGCAAUGGCAACCGCCAGUGCCGUGGCGGACAGUACGACGCCAACGGGAAGCUAUCUGGUGGGCCCGUCGCAGCCAGGAGACUGUCCUCCGGAUCGGAAUCUGCUUAUCAAGCAGAUCAAAACGGAGUACCAACAUCAUUCGCAUCCGGAAGAGUUGGUUAAUCCGUUCUAGAGGGAUACGCAAGCCCCUCCUGUGGCAUCCGUGGGGCCAUACAUUAAAGCUGUCCCUUGUAAAUAGCUACUACCCCAACCAACACGUAUUUAAUGUUGAUAAAAUUUUGAACAAAACUCUAAAAUCUUGUAAGGGUAUCCCGUUGUAGCUAAGAAAAUACUUCCUUCAAGGGAGACCUAUUGUUUUUAUAUAGUUAGUUUAAUGUUUUUAUUUUCCCACUUCAUACUAUAAUGCUUAAAACUGUAGCUCUCGAUCUACAAUGUAUUUGCUAUCCCUCGCGCGCAUCGCUCGGGAACACCUAACGGAAUAUACAAGAUUGUUUCGAUUGUUGCUCCAGUUUGGGGACCGUUUCUUUGUGCGGUGAAGAUCAGCUACGCGAUCAUUGGCUGCUUGAUCAUUACUUAGGGCGAAUCCUGCUAACGGGUGUGUUUUGAGGGACAAAGAUAGCUUCAACUCCGCUGAAUUUAAAGCAUGAAACAUAAAUUAGUGCAAAGUGAAAAGAGAUAGAGAGAAAUAAAGAUAGAGAAAGAGAGAG